GGGUCUAGCUUUAUUCGCUGUAUCAAACCUAAUUUAAAGAUGACAAACCACCAUUUUGAAGGAGGACAGAUUCUCUCUCAGCUUCAGUGUUCAGGAAUGGUGUCAGUCCUGGAUUUGAUGCAAGGUGGUUUCCCCUCUCGAGCUUCAUUUCAUGAACUAUAUAAUAUGUACAAGAAAUAUUUGCCUGACAAAUUGGCUCGACUGGAUCCCAGGCUCUUUUGCAAGGCACUAUUUAAAGCCUUGGGACUGAACGAAAAUGAUUACAAAUUUGGGCUAACCAAGGUGUUUUUCCGACCUGGCAAGUUUGCAGAGUUUGAUCAGAUAAUGAAGUCUGAUCCGGAUCACUUGGCAGAGCUGGUUAAACGGGUGAAUCGCUGGCUUAUCUGCAGUCGUUGGAAAAAAGUUCAGUGGUGUUCCCUCUCAGUAAUUAAAUUGAAAAAUAAGAUAAAAUAUCGAGCCAGUGCCUGCAUUAAAAUACAAAAAACUAUUCGUAUGUGGCUUUGCAAGAGAAAGCACAAACCACGCAUCGAUGGCCUGAUAAAAGUGCGUACGCUGAAGAAGAGACUUGAUAAAUUUAAUGAAGUAGUAAGUGCUCUGAAGGAGGGCAAGGCGGAGACAAGCAAGCAGGUCAAGGAGCUGGAGUAUUCUAUUGAUGCUUCAAUGACCAAAAUUAAGACCACUAUAAUGACUAGGGAACAGAUACAGAAAGAAUAUGAUGCUCUGGUUAGAAGCUCAGAGCAGCUUCUGAGUGCACUGCAAAAAAAGAAACAGCAAGAGGAGGAAGCAGAGAGGCUACGACGUAUCCAAGAGGAAAUGGAAAAAGAAAGAAAGAGACGUGAAGAGGAAGAACGACAACGAAGGAAGGAAGAAGAGGAAAGACGUCUGAAAUCUGAGAUUGAAGCAAAGAGAAAACAGGAAGAGGAAGAGAGGAAAAAGAGGGAAGAGGAAGAAAAGCGUAUUCAGGCAGAAAUUGAGGCUCAGCUGGCCAGAGAACGGGAAGAGGAAACCCAGCACCAGGCAGUGCUUGAACAGGAGCGUCGUGAUCAUGAACUUGCAAUGAGAAUUGCCCAGAGUGAGGCAGAACUCAUCAGUGAUGAGGCUCAGCUUGAUUUAGGAUUGCGCAGAGCCAAUGGAACAAAGCUGCAAAUGACUGCGGAACAAAUGGCCACAGAAAUGUCAGAAAUAUUGUCUAGGGGUCCUGCAGUUCAAGCCACAAAAGCUGCUGCUGGUACUAAGAAGCAUGAUCUCAGCAAGUGGAAAUACGCAGAGCUUCGCGAUACAAUCAACACAUCCUGUGAUAUUGAACUGUUGGCGGCUUGCAGAGAAGAGUUUCACCGGCGACUAAAGGUGUAUCAUGCUUGGAAGUCCAGGAAUAAGAAACGCAAUGCAGAAACAGAGCAGCGUGCUCCCAAAUCAGUCACAGACUAUGCUCAACAGAACCCGACAGCCCAGCUGCCGGCCAGACAGCAAGAGAUCGAAAUCAACAGGCAGCAGCGGUACUUCCGCAUUCCCUUCAUCCGCCCCGCGGACCAGUACAAAGACCCCCAGAACAAGAAGAAGGGGUGGUGGUACGCGCACUUCGACGGGCCGUGGAUUGCUCGGCAGAUGGAGCUUCAUCCUGACAAGGCUCCCAUUCUCCUUGUGGCGGGUAAGGAUGAUAUGGAUAUGUGUGAGCUUAACCUGGAAGAGACUGGCUUAACCCGAAAGCGAGGUGCUGAAAUAUUGCCCAGACAGUUUGAAGAAAUCUGGGAGCGCUGCGGGGGUAUCCAGUACCUCCAGAACGCGAUUGAGAGCAGACAAGCUCGCCCCACGUACGCCACAGCCAUGCUGCAGAACCUGCUGAAGUAAAUGGGCGUUUGCACAGCAGCGUUUGAGACGAGAACCCUCGCCCGCGAUUCAAAGGGAAGAGCUCCUCUGUGCAACGGGGGACGUCAACCUGCUAUAAUCACGUUAGAGAUGUUUAAUAUAAAGUGAACAGAUUUUAUUAAUCAU
Molecule: messenger RNA, 1992 nt
Organism: Mesitornis unicolor (brown roatelo)
Lineage: Eukaryota; Metazoa; Chordata; Aves; Mesitornithiformes; Mesitornithidae
Product: unconventional myosin-VI
Exons: 15
Biological process (GO): inner ear auditory receptor cell differentiation; vesicle transport along actin filament; endocytosis
Cellular component (GO): ruffle; endocytic vesicle; cytoplasm
Molecular function (GO): actin filament binding; microfilament motor activity; ATP binding
Source: RefSeq, a predicted model, not a curated record